Phacochoerus africanus (Common warthog) is the source of this 1999-nucleotide messenger RNA. RefSeq names its product transmembrane protein 86A (gene TMEM86A). The record is from RefSeq and is a predicted model, not a curated record. Lineage: Eukaryota; Metazoa; Chordata; Mammalia; Artiodactyla; Suidae. Gene Ontology annotation, cellular component: membrane. The transcript is spliced from 3 exons. Bases 168 to 890 code for a protein of 240 amino acids.
UCUGCAGUGACGUCGUGGGGAUCUCAGACCCAACUCCUCAGCUCCCGGCGCGCGGGAGGUAUUGUCGGUUGCCGAGGCUUUGUUGCGUCGUCGCCGCCUUACCUGGCCGCGGACGCGCCGUGGCUGCGGCAGCCCAGAGUGGGGUGCCAGCCUCCGCCACUGCCGCCAUGGUUUCUCCGGUCACUGUGGUGAAGAGUGAGGGACCCAAGCUGGUGCCCUUCUUCAAGGCCAUCUGCGUGUAUUUUGUGCUCUGGCUGCCUACAUCCAGCCCAUCAUGGAUCAGCGCCCUCAUCAAGUGCCUGCCCAUCUUCUGCCUCUGGCUUUUUCUUCUGGCUCAUGGCCUAGGAUUCCUGCUGGCCCACCCCAGUGCCACCCGCAUCUUUGUGGGGCUCGUCUUCUCUGCUCUAGGUGAUGCCUUCCUCAUCUGGCAGGACCAGGGCUACUUCGUGCACGGUCUGCUGAUGUUUGCCGUGACCCACAUGUUCUACACCUCAGCCUUUGGCAUGCGGCCACUGGCUCUUCGGACAGGCCUGGUGAUGGCAGUGCUGGCGUGCCUGUGCUAUGCCUUCCUCUACCCAGGCCUCUCAGGUGCCUUCACCUACCUGGUGGGGAUCUAUGUGGCCCUGAUCGGCUUCAUGGGCUGGCGGGCUAUGGCAGGGCUGCAGCUGGUGGGGGCAGCCUGGCGCUGGACCGAGCUGGCGGCGGGCAGUGGGGCACUGCUCUUUAUUAUCUCAGACCUGAUCAUCGCCCUCAACAAGUUCUGCUUUCCUGUGCCCUACUCGCGGGCACUCAUCAUGUCCACCUACUAUGCUGCCCAGAUGCUCAUCGCCCUGUCAGCUGUCGAGAGCCGGGAGCCAGUGGAGGACUACAGACUGAGCAAGGCUGAAUGAGGGGCCAGGUUCUGGUCACCCCUCUCUCUCCUCCUGGGGCUGGGGUCCAGAAACUGGGAACUUAUACGAGCUGGCUCAGGAUGGCUGCAGUACCAGCCUAGGGCAGCAGGUACCACCUGAGAAAUGCCCAAGUUUGAGGGGGUAAACAGGAAAAAGGAUCUUUCUAGUAAAGCUAGUGGUCCAGGACAAAGCUGAGAACUACAAAGGGCCAGUCUAAUGCCCCUUUCUGGGGCCAGAAGAAGAUAUAUCUCCCCACCUCUACACCAUCCAGACGGUCAAAGCCCCUCUGGAGGGCCAUGGUGCUCAGCCCCUUGACCUUCCCCCACUUCUUCUAGAUGGAAGAGUCUGACUCACCCACUUCCCUUCUUUCUGAUCCUCACAGAGUUGAGGGAGAAGGGGAGGAGUCUGUGCUGGGAUGACCCGCAUCCAGGGCGUGAAGCCCCUGUCACAGGCCCCUAUUCGUGAAGAUUGGAGGAGGAUGGAGUCUCCAUUUCCCACAUCUAUCCUUGUUACUUGAACAAUCUCAAUCUCUGAAGUGUUGGGUGGGAAGGUGAAGGGGUGUCUGGGCAGGAAGGCAAGAUUGGGGACCUCUUUGGCCUGGGAGUUUGGGGGGCCUAAGGAUUCAGGUUGGUCCCAUCUCUCUUGAAGGCCAGCCCAGAGCUCAGGCCCCACACCACCACCCUCAGACCCUAUCGCCAGGACUAGGGUGAACCAUGCCAAAGGAAGGGGCCAGCCUGUGCAUGGGUGUGUGCGUGCAUGCAUGUUGUGUGUGCACACAUGUGCACAUGUGUGUAUGAGUUCUGUUUGUCAUCUCCCAGCCUAUCUAUGUCUUUCUCUGCCAGCUGUCUCUGACCUGCUGUGUGUCAAAGUCUUAUAGGGAGAGGGCCUCAGGGAGCUGCUGGGGGGUGCUGAGCCUGGCUUCGAGAGCUGGGGCACUCUCCACAUACACUCAGUUCUUUCCUUCUUGCCCCUCCUGCACUGGGAGCAAGAGGAGGGGGCUCUAAUGACACUCUAGGGUCAUAAGACCCAAGGCACAUUCAAUGCAAGAAGAGCCAGGAUGGGACAACUCCAUCCUGUUGCUCAUGUGAAAAAUAAAAAAUAAAAACCAA